Molecule: messenger RNA, 5382 nt
Organism: Danio rerio (zebrafish)
Lineage: Eukaryota; Metazoa; Chordata; Actinopteri; Cypriniformes; Danionidae
Source: RefSeq, a predicted model, not a curated record
AUGUUGGCGUUGUGGCUUUAUUUAUUUUAUUUAUUUUUGAAGAAGAACUGUAACAAAAACCAAACUGUACCAACACAAACUGUUCCCGUACAGUAGCCACCCCUGCAACAGGACAAGAUCUUCUUCUUAACAGCGAUUCAGCACUGAACCACCGUACUCUAAAUCAUCCCCUUAAAAGAAGAGAAGCAGAAAGAUCAACAUCCUGUUAACACUCGUAACCCCUCUGACCUGCUCCGACCUCCACAAACUCAUCAUUAAAAACACAAAUCACCAGCAAACUCCCAGAUCUGAGAGCUGGACAGGCUGCAGUGAGUGGACAGUGGGUGUGUGUGUGUGUGGCGAUGGGUGUUUCAGUGACCCAGCCUCCCUCUCAGAUUACAACCCUAUUUAUAACAUCUCCCACCCCUCCUUCAGUCCCAACCCAAAAAACCACUGUUAGGAAGCACCUUUCCCUCUCAGCCGGCCCGCAGUAUUUGCCCGACUGUCAGCCGAGCUUCAUCUCUCAUCAUUAUCAUCAUCACCAGUCCAUUUUAAAUCAGAUUUAACAGUUCCUGCAUGGGAUUACCACACAAACACAUGCAUACGGACACACUUCUUGUGUAUUUUUCCAAGGAGAAGCAAAGGAUUUUUUGGUGUUUCUUAACUUUUUAGUCUUUUUUUUAUUAGGUGUGUGUGAUGGAUCACACUCUUUUCGGCUGUUUGCGCAGCCCUCAUGCUCCUCCACAGGCCGUGCACCCCGCAUUCGCUCUUCAUGGACGUCCCGAGCACCUCUCCUCAUACCCGGAUCUCUCCAGCUCCUCUCCUCCAUCCACUUGCAUCGUAAGCGGGUAUCCCGGAGAGGAUGGUGGUCUUUUUGGAGGGCACCAGCGAGGGCUGUCUGUGUCCCAGCAGCAGCAUCAUCACCAUCAUCAUCAUCAUCAUUUGGCGCAGCAGGGCGGAUGGCAUUUACCACAGUCAUCCAGCGCUUCACCAUCUGCUGCAGGCGUUCGUCUGGGAUUGGGCAUCUCAGGCCCUGAUUCGGGCUCUUCAGAUGUGGGUCCCGGAGGCCCCAGUCUCUGCGCGAGCACCCCGAGUCUCGGUGCAGGAGUGCCCUCAGGUGCCUCUUGUGUCCCUGGAGGAGAUUUCGGACGGCAUACGAUGUCCCCGGCUGAGGCUGAGAAAAGGAAUAGUAAAAGGAGAAGCGACAGCUCUGAGUCCCAAGAUGGGAAUUACAAAUCGGACGUGAGCAGCAAGCCAAGGAAAGAGCGCACGGCCUUCACCAAAGAGCAGAUUCGGGAACUGGAGGCCGAAUUCGCCCAUCACAACUAUUUGACCAGAUUGAGGCGUUACGAAAUCGCAGUAAACCUGGAUCUCACGGAAAGGCAGGUGAAAGUGUGGUUUCAGAACAGACGGAUGAAGUGGAAGCGGGUUAAAGGAGGUCAGCAGGGGGCAGUAGCCCGAGAAAAAGAGCUUGUCAAUGUAAAGAAGGGAACGUUGCUUCCCUCAGAGUUUUCGGGCAUUGCUGGACUCCAUACGCCAGACUCACUUCUCAACAACGAGGACAGUCAAGACAGCGACCAGAGCUCUGAACACGCUCACUUAUGAUACUAACAACUUAUCUGAGGUCAAGAUCAAGUUAAGUACAGACUGAAAGUACAGACUGAAAGUACACGAAUACUGCACAACAGGUGCCAAUGAGGACAGUUCCUGUUGCGCCGCAAAUAGUGUCAGUCCUCGCUAAACUUGUAAAAAAAUCUAUACACGACUGAUAUACUGUUGUGCCUUUGAAUGAUGCAGCGUCUUUCUCAUACUUAGGUGUCAAUUUACAAUGUAAAGAUGUUUUGCUAGUUUGAUGGAAAUGUUUACACGUUCGAAAAUAUCGUUAAAGGGAAGGUUCAACCAAAACAUUUACUCAUUUGCUCGCCCUUAAAUGGUUUGAAAUCAUCUUGAAAGUUUGUAUUUUAAAGCAACACCCCACUUUAUUUUGAGAAUAGGCUCAUUUUACCACUCCCCUAGAGUUAGAGAUGUUGAGUUUGACCAUUUGUGAAUCCAUUCAGCCAAUCUUUGGGUCUAGAAGAAGCACUUUUAGCUUAGCUUAGCCUAUACAUUGUAUCUGAUUAGACCGUUAGCGUCUCACUUAAAAAAUUAAAAAAAUAAUUUCGAUAGUUUUCCUAUUUAAACCUUGACUCCUCUGUAGUUACAUUGUGUACAGACCGACGGUUUUUUCAGGCUAUGGCUAGGAACUACAGUAUUCUCUCAUUCCGGUGUAAUAAUGAAGGAAUUUGCUGCUGUAGCAAGCACAAUCAUAUUACACUAGUAUUAUUUUUUGGUCCGGCAUAAUAUCAUUGUGCCUGCUGCAACCAUAGUACGAUUGCAAAGUUCGGAGAUUGGCUUGAAUGCAUGCAAAAAUGGUACAAUUUUACUGUUUAUCUCUAGGUGAUUUGUAAAAUAAUCGUGUUCCUUUAAAGGUGACAACAGAUACCCAUUUUACAAAAGUUGAUAUGUCUUAAUGAAAAUCUAUAACUUUGGUAAAAAAUUUCUCAAUGGUAGAGUAAAUAAACACUUUUUACACAGUCAAAACUUACCUUGGUCCACAGUGAGUCGUUUCACUUCGUGGCUCAUUAAAUGCUAAUGAGCUGCUGUUCACCAAACCUUGAGCUUCUGCUGACUUUUGUCUGUAUGAUUGACAAAAUGUGAGAACCCCACACUGGCGUUUUCUUCCUCGUGUAUAAUUUAUAAGUGCUUGACAUUGCAGCCAGCCGUUAUCCAUGUAAAAUGUAUUCAAACAAACAUCUGUACAUAUGAAAAAUGACGCAACUGUAUUUAACAAAUGCUCAGUAGUGAUGGGUCAUUCUUGAACAAUUCGUUCAUUUUGAACAAAUCUUUUGUAUGACUCAAGAACGAUGAGUCCUCUCAGAGAUUAAUUUGUUUAUUUUUCAUCGUUUAGGUGGAGUAGAAUAUUAGUUUCUUUUUUUGAGUCGUUCGUUCAUCACAUGAAAGACAGAAGUCAGUCAUAUGCAGUCAGAGCUGGAAAAAGAUUUGAUCCGUUCAUUUCUUGAGUCCUCGGUUUGAGUCAUUCUUUGGUUUUAUGAAAGACAGAAGCCAAUCAUAUACGGUCAGAGCCUAAAAAAAAGAUAAGAUUCGUUCAUCUCUCGAGUUCUCAGUUUGAGUCCUUCAUUCAUCAAGUGAAAGACAGAAGUCAAUCAUGUACAGUCAGAGCUGGAAAAAAAUUUGAUUCGUUCAUCUCUCGAGUCCUCGGGUUGAGUCGUUCGUUCAUCAAGUGAAAGACAGAAGUCAAUCAUGUACAGUCAGAGCUGGAAAAAAAUUUGAUUCGUUCAUCUUUCGAGUCCUCGGGUUGAGUCGUUCGUUCAUCAAGUGAAAGACAGAAGUCAAUCAUGUACAGUCAGAGCUGGAAAAAAAUUUGAUUCGUUCAUCUUUCGAGUCCUCGGGUUGAGUCGUUCGUUCAUCAAGUAAAAGACAGAAGUCAAUCAUAUACAGUCAGAGCUAGAAAAAGAUUUGAUGCGUUCGUUUCUCGAGUCCUCGGUUAGAGUCCUUCAUUCAUCAAGUGAAAGACAGAAGUCAAUCAUAUACAGGCAGAGCCGGAAAAAGAUUUGAUCCGUUCAUUUCUCGAGUCCUUGGGUUUGAGUCAUCUCUCUUUACAUGCUGUCACAUGAUGAAGGAAUGACUCAAAAACCAGAAGACUUGAAAGGUGGACUAAUCAUCUGUGUUUUCGGCUGUGACUGUGUGUAUUGGUUAAGGUUAUAUGGGACUGUCAGUGUCACGUGAACGAACCACUCAAAUUUGAAAACCUGUCAGAAGAGGUGAGCUAACAUAAUCAAAGACAAAAGACCAGGUAAACAAUAAAUGAUUUUCUCUUUCUUAUAGCAUUCUGGUUAUGACUUGCUUGUAGUGUGAUCAACAUUUGGUGUAGUUGUAGAUGAGUUUGCAAGCAACUCGUAACAUUUUUCAAUAUUUUGGCAAAUUGAACAAAAUGAACAAGACUCAAAGAUCUGAGUCUGUAAAACGAUCCAACUUCCCAUCACUAACGCUCAGCUGGUCAAUGUGAAAAGUACAGCACCACACACUGACAUCACAGCUCUGCACAUGAAGAAUAAUGAUAGGAUUUUAAACACGAGUGAACUGAAGCUGGGGUUUGAUAAUGACAGAAUGAACCAAACAUAAUUUAUAUAUUUUAAAUGUCAGAAUCGCAAAAGCAAAGAAACAAAAGGCAUUAACGUUAAUCGCUUUGCUGUCUGUUUGCAAAAAGAGGAGUGGAGGAGGACACAUAGUCCGUAGUUUUGUUGAUGGGAAGUAACAGUUAAACAACAGUGUAAAAACAUGUGGGGUUCCAUCGCUGAUUUGUGUUGGGACAACAUGAAAAAAUUAAGUUAUCUAAUUCGGUUUUAUAAAUUUUAGUGGAUUGAACAUAAAACAAUUAAGUUGUCCCCCCCAAAAAGACUUAAAAAUUGUGUUGUUUAGCUCAUAUUAAAUAUGUAGUUUGAACAAGUGGCAAUUUUUUUCUUUUCUGAGUGUAGUCUGAUCUCACGAUGAAAUAUUACUAUAUUCAAUUUUGUCACUUUCGUGGCUAAUUCAUACAAAUUCAGUUCAGACGUAUAAAAAUGUUGGACUUUAAAUAUGAGGCAUGUCACUAAACCCCAUACCUAAACCCAGCCAUCAUCAAGGAGCAAAUCGUAAUCAAAUGUACGGAUAAAAUUGUACAAAUUCCAAAUAGCAUUGGGAAAACCAGUACGAAAUUUAAGAAGGUCAGUUAUGAUACAUAAAUACACUCAUACAGUUUAUGAAUAAAAAAACAAGUAAUGAAAAACAUACUUUCAUUUCAACUUGUCUGAGCUGGAAGACAAGACAGAAACCUAAUUAAAUACAAAACACUUUUUUUUUUUAUCCGAUGUCACCUUUAAAGCAUUUUGGAUACUGGUAGACUGUUGGUAGAACUCCCUUUAAAAGCAUUAGAGGUGUUUUCAAAAUCUGACAUGCCAGCAAAGCCAAUUUUUCCUAGGGUCUGGGGCUUCUGGUCAGGUCUUAUGGGUAUUUCCUGCAUGCAGUUCCAUAAAAAAGUCACCCGCAGCACCUUCAAAGUAGUAUUUUUCUGCUCUUUUACUUGAAAAUAAAAUGUAGCAGUCUUAAAAAACAAAAAACGAUUGGUCAAAUCUGGCCUAAUGACAUUCCGUUGGAUUGAAAAACUGUAUGUUUUAGUUUUGCACUGAUUGUGCCUUUAUUGAUACUGAUGUUUUUGUACAAUUUCAAUUUGUGAUCGUAAAUGACGAUCAAUUAAGCAUGCAGGAGAGUCAAACAUUAUGUCAUGUACAUAUAAAUCUCGACAGCUGUAUCAUGUGCACACAAUAACACAUGCUUCAACAAUAAACUUUCAUAUGUUGCCUUGUA